Molecule: messenger RNA, 2450 nt
Organism: Sinocyclocheilus rhinocerous
Lineage: Eukaryota; Metazoa; Chordata; Actinopteri; Cypriniformes; Cyprinidae
Product: probable C-mannosyltransferase DPY19L3
Exons: 15
Coding region: 62-1834 (590 amino acids)
Cellular component (GO): nuclear inner membrane
Molecular function (GO): mannosyltransferase activity
Source: RefSeq, a predicted model, not a curated record
UUAUGAGCUUAUUCAUGACAACACUACUGAAUCAAAGAGAACAAUAAACAUCCUACAGCGCAUGAAUAUCUACCAAGAAGUGUUCCUUAGCAUUUUGUACAGAAUACUUCACAUCCAGACCUACUUGGAGCCAAUUUAUUUCUACAUCUACACAGUGUUUGCUUUGCAGACAGUGUAUGUCAUCUCCCUCUUUAUCACUAGCUGGUUACUCAGUGACUCAUGGCUGGCUGGAGCCCUCAGUGGAGUCUGGUACAUUCUCAACAGAGUGGAUACCACACGCGUGGAGUUUACAAUCUCUCUAAGGGAGAACUGGUCAAUACCUUUCUUUGCUCUUCAGGUGGCUGCUAUAACCUGCUACUUAAGGCCACAGCUAAAGCCUAUUCACCAGAGGGUGGUGCUGUGGCUGGUGUUCGUCUCCACCUUCUGCUUCUGUUUGACAUGGCAGUUCAAUCAGUUUGUCCUACUGGUGCAGGCCCUUAUAAUCUUUACUCUGGAUUGCCUGGACUUCUUCACAGCGGAACAGGUGGUUUCUCUGUACCUGAUGCAGGUGUUGAGUCUGUUAUUGGUGUGGUUACUGCAGUUCUGCAAUUCUAUGAUUCUGGGCUCUCUAGUGCUCAGCUUCAUUGUGUCUGCCCUCUUCAUCAAACACUUCCAGACGGGACUAAAGACGGGCGGCUUUGUUAUACGAAUAGGAAAACUGGCUCUUCACACACUCCUAGUCCUCACAUUAACUUUCACCAUCAAUUAUUCAGCCAAGAAAAUACUCCAGCUGAAAUCGGACGAGCACAUCUUUAAGUUCAUAAAGGCCAAGUUUGGCCUCGGGGCAACGAGAGACUUUGAUGCCAGUCUCUAUCUGUGCGAAGAGGCUUUUGGCUUGUUGCCAUUGGAUACAUUUGAGCGGUUGGCUGGCACAGUGCUGCUCUAUCCGUAUCUGUGCACCCUCAGUGUGCUCUUCAUCUUGCUGCUGCUCGUGGCGCUCUCUAAUCUCAGCACUAAUGGGUCAGGCCAAGCAUGCAGGGAGAGAGAAGACAGGACCUUUAGGAUGCGUCCGGAUGUUGCUUACAAUCUCUUGCACACCGUCUUCUUCGGCCUGCUCGCCUUUUCCACUAUGAGGAUGAAAUAUUUGUGGACUGGCCACAUGUGUGCAUUCGCCGCCUUUGGGGUGUGUGGUAAGGAGGUGUGGUCGUUGUAUCUGAGGGUCCUUCACUGCAACACUAGAACCAUGAUGAGACUGAUCAGGUACUCUGUUCCUAUUGUAAUACUGGCGUUACUUUAUUACAAGUUCUGGCCCAGACUGAUGGAGGAGAUAUCUGAGCUGAGAGAGUUUUAUGACCCAGACACUAUGGAGCUAAUGGAGUGGAUCAGAUUGAAGACGCCCAAACGGGCAGUGUUUGCAGGCAGCAUGCAGCUGUUGGCAGGAAUUAAGCUGUGUACAGGGAGAGUAUUGACAAACCAUCCACACUACGAGGACCAGGCACUGAGAGAGAGGACCAGACAGGUAUAUCAGAUCUAUGCGCGUCAGUCUGCUGAGGAGGUUCAUAAAGUGCUCGGUUCGGUUGGAGCGGACUACAUCGUGCUGGAGGACAGCAUCUGCUACGAGCGCAGGCACAGCCGUGGCUGUAGGCUGAGGGACCUGCUCGACCUGGCAAACGGACAUAUCAUGGACGGGCCAGGUGAAAAUGAGCCGGACCUCAUCUCGGCAUCUCACCCGCGGUUUUGUGAGGCCAUUAAGACCGACAUGCCUCCUUAUUCAACCCUCUUCACACGAGUGUUCAAAAGCAAGACAUUUCACGUGUACAAACUCAAGAAACUCAAAAAGAAAAAACUAAGCUGAGAACAGUCCGUAAUGCUCAUUCCUCAACAGCAGUCGCCCACCUUCACUGGAUGGCUGAACGCCCCAUCUGGAAUGUUCAGUGAGUGUGUGAUAGUAGCAGGUGUGUGUGUGUGUGUGUGUGCAUGAGAGAGAUCGGAGAGAUGCCUGAUUGAGCCAGCACGCACUAGAUGAUUUGGUGCGUGUUUGUGUGUGUGUAAAUCUGCUCUGAGCCGGUCUGCCGCAACAGGAGCUCAAGUUUAACGUGGAGAGAGGGGGGGGGAAAUCUCUUUUUCUCACAGUCUGACACCCCGCUUGCUCUCUCUCUCUCUCUCUGAUCAUUGCAUCUCUUUCUACACAUGCCCUUCCACCAAACACAUUUAGGCUUUUCACACACAUUUGCUACUAAAAGAAAAUGUGAGGUGAAGACACAAUGACUGCUUUCACAGCCUCAUUCCUGUCGCAAACUAAAUGAAAAGAGAAAAUAGCAAUGGGGAAAAAUGCUUUGUAUUUGGAAUUCACACUAGCUGUUUGGGAUUAUUAGUGGCUGUUGUAGUGUUGUCUUUAUAUCUGCCAAACUGUUGGCCGGUGUUAAGUUGGGCCACAUCCUACUAUCUGGCUGCUUAAAAAAAAAAAAAAA